Sarcophilus harrisii (Tasmanian devil) is the source of this 1729-nucleotide messenger RNA. RefSeq names its product solute carrier family 30 member 2 (gene SLC30A2). The coding region runs from base 207 to 1364 and encodes 385 amino acids. Gene Ontology annotation, molecular function: zinc ion transmembrane transporter activity. Gene Ontology annotation, cellular component: plasma membrane. The record is from RefSeq and is a predicted model, not a curated record. The transcript is spliced from 8 exons. Gene Ontology annotation, biological process: response to zinc ion; zinc ion transmembrane transport. Lineage: Eukaryota; Metazoa; Chordata; Mammalia; Dasyuromorphia; Dasyuridae.
UAGAGGACCAAGACUGUAACUUUUUUCUUUCCUGCUCUCCAGAGCAUUUGACUCCCAGGGCUUGGCCCUCAAGUGUUUGUGGACAAGCUGGCUGAGCUCCCCAGCUGGGUCCCGACACUCCCAGUUCCGCACGUCCUUGCAGUGUUUUUUGUCCAGCCCGCCUCUCCUACACCUAACUCCCCCAUAAAUUCACUUCAUCGGAACUCAUGGACUGCAGCGGAGGACCUGAUGUGGUCCCUUCUUUAGGUGCUGUGCCUGAUGAACUUACUAAGAGGUCAUACUCAGGAUCUCCUUGGCAGAAUGGGACCAAUCCAAUGCCCUUGCCUGAGCCCGGGUUGGACCUGCAGGUCAUUGGAAUAGACUCUCAGAGCAAUCAGCAUUGCCAUGCCCAGCAGGGCCCCAGUGACCCUUAUAAAUGUCAGAAGGAAAGAGCCCAGCGCCAGUUGUAUGUAGCAGCCACCAUCUGCUUUGUCUUCAUAAUCGGAGAAGUUGUGGGGGGUUACCUAGCUCACAGCUUGGCCGUCAUGACGGACGCGGCUCACCUGCUUACCGACUUUGCCAGCAUGCUCAUCAGCCUCUUCUCUCUCUGGAUGUCCUCCCGGCCGGCAACCAAGACCAUGAAUUUUGGCUGGCAUCGAGCAGAGAUCUUGGGAGCUCUGCUGUCCGUGCUGUCCAUCUGGGUGGUGACAGGAGUCCUAGUCUACCUGGCCGUUCAGCGACUAAUCUCUGGAGACUAUGAGAUUGAAGGAGGGGCUAUGCUGAUCACUUCAGGCUGUGCAGUAGCAGUGAAUAUCAUAAUGGGAUUUACUCUUCACCAGUCUGACCAUGGUCACGGGCACAGCCAUGGACACAGCCAUGGGACCAAUGUGAAAAAGGAGGAGCAGAACCCCAGUGUCCGAGCAGCUUUUAUCCAUGUGGUUGGGGAUCUGUUGCAGAGCCUUGGGGUCUUAGUGGCUGCCUAUGUCCUCUACUACAAGCCCGAGUACAAGUAUGUGGAUCCCAUCUGUACCUUCCUCUUCUCCAUCUUAGUGCUGGGUACCACUCUGACCAUCUUGAGGGAUGUGAUUCUCGUGCUGAUGGAAGCAACCCCCAAGGGAGUGGAUUUCACUGCCGUCCGAGACCUGCUGCUCUCCGUGGAAGGAGUGGCCAGCCUACACAGCCUGCACAUCUGGGCUCUGACGGUAGCCCAGCCGGUGCUCUCCGUCCACAUCGCCAUUGCCCAGGAGGCAGAUGCCCAGGCUGUGCUGAAGGAGGCCAGGUCCCGGCUGCAGGGGAUGUUCCAUUUCCACACCACCACCAUCCAGAUAGAGGAUUAUUCGGAGGAUAUGAGAGACUGCCAGGAGUGCCAAGGCCCCUCUGACUGAGCUCCUCCCUCCCCUGAGCUGCUGCUGCCCGUCCCUGGGACUCAGUGAUGAGAAGUGUGUGGGACUGGGGAUGGGGAGGAGGAGGGGAACAUGUCUUGUGCUUUUUCAGACCUCCCAGGGUCCCCCAUCAAGACUUGGCCCACUCCCACCUUCCCACCUUCCCUUUUUAUAUAUAAAUUCACCAUCCUGGACCCCUUUUUGGGCCUUUGGACCAUAUUGGAUUGAUUGUCCAAGCUGAGCCAACCCAGCUCCUCCCUCAGGACCCCCUCUGCCAACAGUGCUCCCAGUUGGCUCCCCUUGGCUCACUCUAAGUACCGGCGUGGGACUCUGGUUAAUUUAUAAUAUAUGAUGACUUCUUUCUUCCA